AUGGUUGUCAGGGUUAUCUAUUGGUCAUCAGCUGUAUCGGAAGAGUCUGAGGAAAGAGGCAAAGGGAAAGUGGUACGGGGAAAGGGGAUGUGGGAGGAGGCAACAGGGAAAGUGGUGAGGGGAAAGGGAGUGUGGGAGGAGGCAACAGGGAAAGUGGUGAGGGGAAAGGGGAUGUGGGAGGAGGCAACAGGGAAAGUGGUACGGGGAAAGGGGAUGUGGGAGGAGGCAACAGGGAAAGUGGUGAGGGGAAAGGGGAUGUGGGAGGAGGCAACAGGGAAAGUGGUACGGGGAAAGGGGGUGUGGGAGGAGGCAACAGGGAAAGUGGUACGGGGAAAGGGGAUGUGGGAGGAGGCAACAGGGAAAGUGGUACGGGGAAAGGGGAUGUGGGAGGAGGCAACAGGGAAAGUGGUACGGGGAAAGGGGGAGUGGGGGGAGGAGGCAACAGGGAAAGUGGUGAGGGGAAAGGGGAUGUGGGAGGAGGCAACAGGGAAAGUGGUACGGGGAAAGGGGAUGUGGGAGGAGGCAACAGGGAAAGUGGGAAAGUGGUACGGGAAAGUGGUGAAAGGGGAUGUGGGAGGAGGCAACAGGGAAAGUGGUACGGGGAAAGGGGAUGUGGGAGGAGGGGAUGUGGGAGGAGGCAACAGGGAAAGUGGUGAGGGGAAAGGGGAUGUGGGAGGAGGCAACAGGGAAAGUGGUGAGGGGAAAGGGGAUGUGGGAGGAGGCAACAGGGAAAGUGGUGAGGGGAAAGGGGAUGUGGGAGGAGGCAACAGGGAAAGUGGUGAGGGGAAAGGGGAUGUGGGAGGAGGCAACAGGGAAAGUGGUACGGGGAAAGGGGAUGUGGGAGGAGGCAACAGGGAAAGUGGUACGGGGAAAGGGGAUGUGGGAGGAGGCAACAGGGAAAGUGGUACGGGGAAAGGGGAUGUGGGAGGAGGCAACAGGGAAAGUGGUGAGGGGAAAGGGGAUGUGGGAGGAGGCAACAGGGAAAGUGGUGAGGGGAAAGGGGAUGUGGGAGGAGGCAACAGGGAAAGUGGUACGGGGAAAGGGGAUGUGGGAGGAGGCAACAGGGAAAGUGGUGAGGGGAAAGGGGAUGUGGGAGGAGGCAACAGGGAAAGUGGUACGGGGAAAGGGGAUGUGGGAGGAGGCAACAGGGAAAGUGGUACGGGGAAAGGGGAUGUGGGAGGAGGCAACAGGGAAAGUGGUACGGGGAAAGGGGAUGUGGGAGGAGGCAACAGGGAAAGUGGUGAGGGGAAAGGGGAUGUGGGAGGAGGCAACAGGGAAAGUGGUGAGGGGAAAGGGGAUGUGGGAGGAGGCAACAGGGAAAGUGGUGAGGGGAAAGGGGAUGUGGGAGGAGGCAACAGGGAAAGUGGUGAGGGGAAAGGGGAUGUGGGAGGAGGCAACAGGGAAAGUGGUGAGGGGAAAGGGGAUGUGGGAGGAGGCAACAGGGAAAGUGGUGAGGGGAAAGGGGAUGUGGGAGGAGGCAACACAGGGAAAGUGGUGAGGGGAAAGGGGAUGUGGGAGGAGGCAACAGGGAAAGUGGUACGGGGAAAGGGGAUGUGGGAGGAGGCAACAGGGAAAGUGGUACGGGGAAAGGGGAUGUGGGAGGAGGCAACAGGGAAAGUGGUGAGGGGAAAGGGGAUGUGGGAGGAGGCAACAGGGAAAGUGAGGCAAAGGGAAAGUGGUACGGGGAAAGGGGAUGUGGGAGGAGGCAACAGGGAAAGUGGUGAGGGGAAAGGGGAUGUGGGAGGAGGCAACAGGGAAAGUGGUGAGGGGAAAGGGGAUGUGGGAGGAGGCAACAGGGAAAGUGGUGAGGGGAAAGGGGAUGUGGGAGGAGGCAACAGGGAAAGUGGUACGGGGAAAGGGGAUGUGGGAGGAGGCAACAGGGAAAGUGGUACGGGGAAAGGGGAUGUGGGAGGAGGCAACAGGGAAAGUGGUACGGGGAAAGGGGAUGUGGGAGGAGGCAACAGGGAAAGUGGUACGGGGAAAGGGGAUGUGGGAGGAGGCAACAGGGAAAGUGGUACGGGGAAAGGGGAUGUGGGAGGAGGCAACAGGGAAAGUGGUACGGGGAAAGGGGAUGUGGGAGGAGGCAACAGGGAAAGUGGUGAGGGGAAAGGGGAUGUGGGAGGAGGCAACAGGGAAAGUGGUGAGGGGAAAGGGGAUGUGGGAGGAGGCAACAGGGAAAGUGGUGAGGGGAAAGGGGAUGUGGGAGGAGGCAAAGGAAAAGUGGUGAGGGAGAAACAGGGUGUGGUGGUGGGGAGCAAAGGGAAAGUGGUAAGGGAGAAACGGGGUGUGGUGGUGGGGGGAAAGGGAAAGUGGUGA
Messenger RNA from Ylistrum balloti, 2316 nucleotides. RefSeq lists its product as uncharacterized. Lineage: Eukaryota; Metazoa; Mollusca; Bivalvia; Pectinida; Pectinidae. The coding region runs from base 1 to 2316 and encodes 771 amino acids. The record is from RefSeq and is a predicted model, not a curated record. The transcript has 4 exons.